AUGAACGAUUAUGAACAGCUGACACCGACAGAGGGAUUACUACCUCCUCCGUUAGAUCCUAACAAUCCUUUGCCACCUCCGUCAGAUCUACCUCCUUCAAAGAAUUCUCCAUUAGGACAGGGAACGCAGAAUGAACAAGGUAAUGAAUAUGAAGCACUAGGAAAUCCUACUCCUGAUGAGUUCGUUACUCCACCUGAUCUAUCAAAACCGACACCACAAAAAUUAAGGAAGGCUGGAAAAAGGCAAGUUUAA
Messenger RNA from Angiostrongylus costaricensis, 252 nucleotides. The record is from the annotation of a GenBank genome assembly. Lineage: Eukaryota; Metazoa; Nematoda; Chromadorea; Rhabditida; Metastrongylidae.